UCGGUCCAACGCAACUUAUCGGCCGAUAAUAUUCCGCCCAGUUGAACUCUCUCAGCCUCACCUCUGCGAAGGCCUGGCUACGACGACAUAGCCAGGGACCCUUGGCGCCAUAGCUGGGGCUGCGGAAGAGAGCUCCGCGAGGGUAUUGACUGUAUGGAAGUGCAUGGGGAUAUCGUUCGGAGGAAUUGUAUGUCUAUACCAGGCGCAACUCAACAGGCACCAUGUGAUCCAUCAGCAGAUUCCGCGGACGUAGAGCAGGUUCGGCAAGAGGAUCAGCCGCACGCCGGUGAUUGCCCAUCGUCGUUGUCACGAUUAGAAACGAGGAUGACUCUGAACGGCAGCAGUGCUGUGGUUGUGGAAUCUGCCGGUUGUGCCAAUGUUGUCCCGAGUGGCGCUGAUGACUGCGAUGACGAUGCUGACGAUUUGUUUCUAGAUCCAAGCAUUUUCAUCGACGAAAGUUACGAGCCACGGUCCUUCGCAUUUGCAGACCAGUCAAUCACCGUGAAUUGUUUGCGGGCAGGGUCAACAGAUUACGACCUAACGGGGCAACUAGUGUGGCCCGGGGCCGAGUUGAUGAAUGCUUAUGUGGCAAAACAUGCGGACAGAUUCACAGACGCAUGCGUAAUAGAGCUUGGCGCAGGCGUCGGAUUGUCAGGAAUCCUGUUGUCGCGGUUUGCACGCCACGUCCUGCUCACAGAUCACAAUGACACCGUUCUACAUGUAAUGAGACAGAACGUGGUUUUGGAAGAGAAUCGGCGAAGGGAGUGGCAGAAGCAGCAGGAGAUGGUUCAUGUUCCCGCUGAAGUUGGCGCAUCAGAUGUUGGAUCAUGUUUGGUCACAGAUGAGAAGUCCUUGUGUAAGUCCCGGGAGCAGCAGCAACAGCAGCAACAGCAGCGACAGCAACAGCAGCAGCAGCAGCAAGAGCAGCAACAGAAGCAGCAGCAGCAGCAGCAGCAGCAGCAGCAGCAGCAGCAGCAGCAGCAGCAGCAGCAGGAGCACCAGCAGCAGCAGCAGCAGCAGCAACAGCAACAGCAACAGCAACAGCAACAGCAACAGCAGCAGCAGGAGCAGCAGGAGCAAUGGACGUGUGGUAAAUCUAAUCAGCAGUUUGUCAAAGGGAAUGAAGAAGCUGCAAAAGACCACAAGCUUCUGGAUUGUGCACUGCUUGAAUGGGGACGCGAAGAACAUGUCAAUGUGAUCGCAGCCAAGUAUCCCUUGGGUUUUGAUUUCAUCAUUGGUGCCGAUAUCUGCUACCAGCAGAAUAGUCUGCCGCAUCUGUUUGAGACGGUGGACGUGCUGAGCGCAGUUGCAGAGCGAAAUGGUAAGGAAUGCAUUUUCUUGUUGGCAUAUGUCUCACGCUACCGGAGCGUUGAUGCAAGGCUAGCAGAGGCAGCAGCGUACCAUCGGUUCAAACUGGUACCAAUCGAAGACACUCGUCAAAAAGUGGGAGGCGGCUUGUAUGAUGGAGUGGUAUUUGAGGUGCUGAAAAUAUCUCAAUCUGCAACCGCUGAUCUGCGAGGCCCUGCAAUGUCCCCUGUUUCUUCUUCUCUCUCUUGACCCAGGCAAAGAUAAAGAGCAUAAAUGCAUACAUCCCGAACUUUCGGGGGCUCGGGGCUUCCGGACCAAGAUGGCUGGCACCACCAGCCAAAAAGAAAAGAAAUUGCCUACGUGCCGUUUCAUUUUCUUUUUUUGGCGUGCGGCAUGGUCUCGGUGAAAACAGCCUCAGACGUAGGGGUGGUGGUUUAAGCACGUGUGCAAAUCUUCGUUCAACAGUUGCCAGAGAGAGAAUAAAAGAAGGCUUUCCAUGGAUCUGAUGCUGGCGAGAUCACAGCCAACUCUUGCCCUUUGUGUUUGGUCUUUCCAUAGUGGAAGCAGAUCUGGUGGAUGUGGUGUGUGUGGGGGGGGGAGGAUUGAGAGGGAGAGAGAGAGAGAGAGAGAAUGGAUGGAUGGAUGAAACGAAGGGAGGUAUCCAAUUCGAAGGAAUACUCCGUUGAGUCGGCGUUGACUUAGGUAGUUGAACUUAGUCCCAAAUUCCUGUCCAUCUUUAUGGCAUUCUAGUUGGAACUCUGUUGAGUCGUCCAUGAAGUUUCGACUGGUUGUCGUUCGUUUUAAGUGCGGGAUGUUAUGCUGAUUUUCAGAACCUGUAUUGUUCUGUCUGAUUCCUUUUUCUCCGGCCACGACUCCCAUUAUGUUAGUCACUGCUUGUCAUGGUCUGGUGCCUGUCAUUGCUGUUCUGUUCUGUCAAUGCCGAUUUGAGA
This is a messenger RNA of Chara braunii, 2258 nucleotides long. NCBI's taxonomy places the organism in Eukaryota, Viridiplantae, Streptophyta, Charophyceae, Charales, Characeae. The record is from the annotation of a GenBank genome assembly.